UGUUUACGCUCAAGUAUGUUCUCCCCCCUUCACAGUAUUAAAGUACUCCGUGAUAUCGAUACCCAGGAAGCUCCAGAUGAUUUCUUAAACGUUAUAAAUCGGUGGACCCUCGAGUCAGUCUCUGUGGUGACUCUGGACAAGCAGUUGGGACUGCUCAAAGAGUCGGGCGAUAACGACCAGGCUGUAUUACUUUUCAAGUACCUGGACGAUUUUUUUGAAUUAACAGCCGAUCUGGAGAUGAAGCCCUCCAUCUGGCGUUACGUUAAAACACCCAAGCUAAUGAAGCUAAUGAAGUCCCUAGAUGGCGUUCAAGAAAUAACUUCAGCGUAUGUAGACGAAGCUAUAGAGCGUCUAGAGAAAGAGGCCAAGGAGGGUGUUGUCCGCCCUGAGAGCGAGCAGAGUGUACUGGAAAAGCUGCUCAAGAUCGACAAAAAGGUGGCGACGGUUAUGGCCAUGGACAUGCUAAUGGCCGGAGUGGAUACCACCUCAAGUACCUUUACAGCGGCCUUGCUGUGCCUUGCCAAGAAUCCGGAGAAGCAGGACGUCUCCGAGAAGAGAGUCACAACGGAUCUAUCCUUUGGUCAUCGGCAAUGGCCGAUUUCUCAAUCGGGACAGCGUUUUGAGCGGAUACCAAGUGCCAGCUGGUACCUGCGUGUCGAUGGUUCCCUGAGCUUGCUAUCAAGCGAGGAGCACUUCCCAAGGCUGCUGAGUUCCUGCCAGAACGUUGGAUUCGUAACGCCACAGACUCCAACGGGCAAUGCCCGGCAAAUGACUUGA
Molecule: messenger RNA, 777 nt
Organism: Drosophila miranda
Lineage: Eukaryota; Metazoa; Arthropoda; Insecta; Diptera; Drosophilidae
Product: probable cytochrome P450 12a4, mitochondrial
Exons: 3
Coding region: 16-777 (253 amino acids)
Molecular function (GO): iron ion binding; heme binding; oxidoreductase activity, acting on paired donors, with incorporation or reduction of molecular oxygen
Source: RefSeq, a predicted model, not a curated record